AUGACCGUUAAAUACAAUCAAAUUAUGGGAAUGUCAUCUAGAACACAAGAUAUAUCUGGUCUUUUUUUGGAUCCAGACACCGAACGGUUUAGUGCGACAGUUGGUACACUAGAACUAAAAUAUGUUAAAGAGUUAAAAUAG
Molecule: messenger RNA, 141 nt
Organism: Entrophospora candida
Lineage: Eukaryota; Fungi; Glomeromycota; Glomeromycetes; Entrophosporales; Entrophosporaceae
Source: the annotation of a GenBank genome assembly